Spodoptera exigua (beet armyworm) is the source of this 1665-nucleotide messenger RNA. NCBI's taxonomy places the organism in Eukaryota, Metazoa, Arthropoda, Insecta, Lepidoptera, Noctuidae. The record is from the annotation of a GenBank genome assembly.
AUGUUGUCUGCCGCGAAGGUGCGCAUUCAUGGGAUGCAGGAUGAUAAUUGGGUUAUCAAGGACAAAAUCAAUCAGUACAGGGGUCUUAUAAAAUUGUAUGAACGAGAUCGCAAGAUUCAUGAAGGCGACCUGGCGAAACAAAAGAAGCGCUACUCGCGCGACAUUCGUCAACUUCGUAAGGAAAUCACUGCGAAGCGGGAAGAGCUGGGGGUCGCAGUAUAUGGUGAUCGGCAAUUCCUUCGUAAUGCCUUCCAAGACCAUAGGAGACUUCAGCUUACCUACAUGAACAGCAAAGCUGACAAAGUACUGGAGAGUAUUCAUCAGGAAAAUUUUAAUAAAAGAAAACAACUAGACAGAAUCAGGUACACAAAGAAAAAGAAGAUGGAGAAGUUUCGUCUGGCACAGUUGGAGGCGGCUGAGAUGAGAGACCGAGUCUUAUAUGAAGUGGGCGGAAAGUUACCCCCGGAGAAGAAGGAGCAAGCGGUGGCUAAUUACGUGCAGCGUGCCAACAUUAAGAAAAAUGCUGCCCUUGCCAUCAAAGUCAUGUAUAAGAAAAUUCUCGACAUAUUAAAGAAGGAUUCAUCAUACUUUACCGUUGUGUUAGAAGCGCUGAAACUUGAUUGCCGGGCACAAAGCAAGUGUCUCAUGGGUGCUACCGAAAUGGGUCAACUAGCCAUGGAAUAUCUUGACGAUAGAAAAUAUGAAUACAAUAAACUGGAACGCGAGAUCAAAGCCAACAUGAAGGAACGAGAAAGGACCCUGAAACUGGCUCGCCGAGAAGUCACGUACUUGACAGAUUCAUUUCCUAAUCUCAUAAGGAAGGAGGAAGCCACGAACCUCGACGACUUAUAUGAAGAUGAAGAUGUCAGCAGUUAUCAUUCAAUACAUUGGGAGCUCGACGAAGUUAUGCGGAUAUGCAAACGUUUACAAAAAGCUACUCUUGUUUCUUCAUUUGAUCAAAUACUCUUGAGGUUGAAAGAACAACGUUACCAGUCGGGCCGGCUGAUGAUGGCUUUAGCUCUGAACAGUGAGAAGCGCGACAUGCUGCUUGAGGACCGCAAACAUGCCAUUUUAAUGCUGGAUACGCUAAAGAACGUUGGACAAGAACGGACUGCUGCAUUUUUGACGGAAAAGAGACAACUUCGAUCCCAAAUUGAAGCUGAGAGUCGCGAAGAAGUGGAACUGACGAAGGCCCUUGAUAAUAAGGGUAGACUCAUAAUAGAAACGCGAACCUCUUUGCAACAAAUUAAUGAAUUACUGUCAUGCGUCGGAGCGGUGUCUGUGCCGAUGUCGUAUCCACAUGUUCCGGCGGCAGUCCAGUACGCGGUCGAAGAUAUGCUACAACCCGUACCAGAGCCUGAAUCAGACUUUGAUAAGAUGAUAGCAACCGCUAAACAGAAGCUGACCGUUCUCAUCCAGGCUGUGUCGAAGAUGGAUGUCACGCCAGAAAUGAAGGCUAAUGCGAGUCAAUUCUACCAUCAAAUACUGGCAAGAGCUAUGAGGGAAAGUUAUGAAGAAGACGUCGUUCUCGAAGGAGGUCUUAUCGAGUUCGAGAUGGAAGAUCCAAAUGUACCGAGCCGAGCCAUCAUCAAGCUGCGCAGCAAGCAACUCGUAGAUGCACAGGUCAGCGAAUUCGAUGUACCAGAUGCUGGAGCUAAGAAAUGA